Suillus bovinus is the source of this 992-nucleotide messenger RNA. RefSeq lists its product as uncharacterized. The transcript has 3 exons. Bases 33 to 923 code for a protein of 296 amino acids. The record is from RefSeq and is a predicted model, not a curated record. Lineage: Eukaryota; Fungi; Basidiomycota; Agaricomycetes; Boletales; Suillaceae.
UAGUGCAGUUUCACUGCUUUCACUCUUUCAUCAUGCAGCACUCCAGGGCUCUUGCUCGGCUGUACAAUCCAGGACGCUGCUACAAGCAGGGAGCCCGGUUAUACUCCACAAACAGUCCAUUUGCAUCUUUUAUUUCAGAUGUAAAUAUCCCAGAGUCAGUAACAGCUUCGGUAGAAGCAUCGCGGAGUGCCCCGAGACUUAGUUCAUUGGGAGACAUAGAAAUUCCUUCUAUCGCUCCAUCAUCUAUCAGUUCUCUGUUUGCUGCACGUGCUGCUCAGAGGCAGAAGAGGCAGCUUGCUGAAGCUGCGCCCAAAAAGAUUGAAGCUAAAGUUGUAAACACACCGAGGCCAACCUCGUUACUAUCUAGAAGGUCUCAAAUACAGCAGAAAGAGGAAGAGAGACGUCCCAAUGAUGGACCUUCGAACCCGCGGACUGACGCUCACCCUCGUUCGAGACGACCCUUUCCUACGGAGACUAGGUCAGCACCAUCAGAAAUGCGCACAGACCGGCGGAGGGAAAUUCCAAGGGCUGCAAGACCAAGCCGUGUCUUUAAGCCCGUCAAGGAUCUUAAUGAAGCCGACACACCAGCUCCGCGACCAUUGCAUGUCAGCUUCAACAACACCAACUUGUCGGAGCUGUUCAGUUCACCGGCUCUCGUUCCCUAUGUCGCUCAGCCAUCAAUUGCCCAGUCACGCAUUGACUCCCGGGUGCAACUUUUGAAAGAACGCGCCGGCGAUUACUCGCGUUAUCUUCCAGGGGAUAUUGAUCCUACAGCACAGACGCCAGGGUCAGCAGAUUACGCGAAGUUAAUUUUGGGUCGUAGGAGAGAAGUUGGAUUAAGGCCAAAGCGCGCCGCUGUGGAACUCAUGCAUCAAGCAGGACUCAGUUCUACGUCAGUCUCUGCGGUUCCAUCGCGACUUUGAUUAGCUUCGUUCAUACUGAAAUUUGUUCCAUCGAAGCGAAGAAAAACAUGACCACUACUAAAUACAUGC